This is a messenger RNA of Rubroshorea leprosula, 1508 nucleotides long. Lineage: Eukaryota; Viridiplantae; Streptophyta; Magnoliopsida; Malvales; Dipterocarpaceae. The record is from the annotation of a GenBank genome assembly.
CUCCAUUGAAGCGCUGUUCAUCCUUCACAAGUGGAAUCCCAUUUUCCACUUCCUUCUACUCUGUCUUCUCCUCCUCUGUUUUUGCCUCAAAUCUCACUUGUCCAAGUCUCCCUCUGUCUACCUCGUUGACUUUUCCUGUUUCAAGUCACCUUCCUUCUGCAGGGUCCCCUUCUCUACUUUCCUUGAAAACGCCUCCAUGUUCGGAUCUUUCGAUGCUGAAAGUCUAGAUUUCAUGGCCAAAAUCCUCCUUUCUUCGGGACAGAGCGAAGAAACCUACCUUCCUCCAGCACUGCAUUACAUUCCUCCCAAAACCCAUCAACAAGAAUCUAUUGAAGAAGCCGAAAUGGUUCUCCUUCCGAUGAUGGACGACCUUUUAUCCAAAACUGAAGUUUCCUCCGGCGAAAUCGACAUACUCAUUGUAAACUGCUCUGGUUUUUGUCCCUCCCCUGCUCUCUCCUCCAUUAUAAUCAACAGGUACAAACUUAGACAUGACGUUAAAAGCUAUAACCUCUCCGGUAUGGGGUGCAGUGCGGGCGCCAUUGGCAUUGACCUAGCGCAAAACCUUCUCAAAACCCACAAGAAUUCUUAUGCUGUGAUUCUUAGCACUGAAAUCUUAUCCACCGGCUGGUACUCCGGUAACGAGCGGCAGAAGUUGCUUCUCAAUUGUGUCUUUAGAAUGGGCGGCGCCGCCAUCUUGCUGACCAACAAAAAAGAAGCAAGAAAAUCAUCAAAAUAUAAGCUGUUUUGCUCCCUGAGAACACAAAGAGCAUUCGAAGACCGGGCUUAUUACUCCGCCAUUCGCGAAGAGGACUCCGUCGGAAAACUUGGGGUCACACUCAAGAGGGAUUUACUACAAGUAGCCGGAGAAACUGUCAGAUCACAUAUAUCGAUUCUCGGCCAAGAAAUCUUGCCGAUUAUGGAGAAACUACAGUAUCUAUUUUCUAUCAUUAGGAAGAAAUUUGUUUACAAAUCAGAGGAAAUUUACGUGCCAAAUUUCAAGACGGUGAUACAGCAUUUUUGUUUGCCGACUUCAGGGCGGCCGGUGAUAAGAGAGAUAGGUAAAGGACUGAAGCUUGGAGACAAAGACAUGGAGGCUGCUCUGAUGACGCUGCAUAGGUUUGGGAACCAGUCUUCUUCUUCCUUGUGGUAUGAGUUGGCUUACAUGGAGGCCAAGGAGAGAGUGAAGAAAGGUGACAAGCUGUGGUUGCUGGGGAUGGGAACUGGGCCUAAGUCCAAUAGCUUGAUUUGGGAGUGUGUGAGGCCCAUAGUUGGAGAGUCCAGUAAAGGCCCAUGGGCUGGUUGUAUCCAUAGGUAUCCAGUAGCUAUUUGAUUCCAAAAUGGAGAUUUAGAUAUAUCCAUAGACGUAGAAGUUGGCUCAUUGAAAUCUAACAAUAUGUUAUAAGCUUCCAUUAAUGACUCAAACGUCAUGAGAGCCUAAAGAUUAGUAUAUUAAGGUCUUUAAGUCUUAAUCCAGUUUAAUUAUUAAAGAAUAAACUCAAGAAAAUUUU